This is a messenger RNA of Hirundo rustica (Barn swallow), 751 nucleotides long. It is a transcript of the gene NMB, whose product is annotated as neuromedin B. NCBI's taxonomy places the organism in Eukaryota, Metazoa, Chordata, Aves, Passeriformes, Hirundinidae. The coding region runs from base 118 to 501 and encodes 127 amino acids. The transcript has 3 exons. Gene Ontology annotation, cellular component: neuron projection. The record is from RefSeq and is a predicted model, not a curated record. Gene Ontology annotation, biological process: positive regulation of hormone secretion; neuropeptide signaling pathway. Gene Ontology annotation, molecular function: neuropeptide hormone activity; neuromedin B receptor binding.
GGGCAGGGCGGAGAGGGGCAGGGCAGGGCGGAGCGGAGCCGGGCGGGCCGCAGCGAGCUCCCGCCCCGCCGCUAUAAGCGGGAGGCGGCGGCGGCGGGCGCGGGUCCCGCGGCGGCGAUGGCGCUGCGCUGCCUCCUGCUGCUGCUCUGCGGAGCCGCGCUGGGACCCGCCGUGCACCUCGACUUCGCCGAGCACCGCAGCCAGGCCGCCAAGAUCAAGGUCAACCCCCGCGGCAACCUCUGGGCCACAGGUCACUUCAUGGGGAAGAAGAGCGUCACAGGCUCCCCACACCUGGAGACUCCGGAGCAGCCUGCUGUGCCAAUGGUCUUCGGUCCCUCUCUGCGAGCCUUGCUGGAGGACAUGAUGGAACUGCUGACCCGGGAGCUCCUGAAAAUCCUCUUGCAAGAAAGGCUAUUGGAUGAGAACCAAGGGAAAUACGACCUCAGUGACCAGGAGACAGGGCUUUUAACGAAGGUGCUGGAGAAGUACUUUUCAAACUGAAGAGAUGCAGCUGGGGAGGACGAGGUCUGCAAGGUCGGCUGCGUGAGGUGAAGGGAGGAGAGCAUCGUCCUUGUGGGUUUCUAUAGCUACAUCACUUUUAUUUAUUCUUUCUGAGGUAUUGUUAAUAGUGAUGGCGUGUGUGAAAAGCGGAGCCUAGCGCUCCACCCCUGCCCAAUCCUGUAUAGCUCCUGUAUGUUUUGUGUUUUCUCUACGUCUGAUGUGCCAUUGUGAAUAAAACUGGCUCUUUGCA